Messenger RNA from Symbiodinium necroappetens, 214 nucleotides. Lineage: Eukaryota; Dinophyceae; Suessiales; Symbiodiniaceae. The record is from the annotation of a GenBank genome assembly.
AUGUACACGCCUGCUCGGAGCGACUUCUCCAUGGCCAGCCCGUUCUCAGCCUUCGCAUACUCUCCGGCCAGCGCAGAGUACUCCCCAGCCGAGAAGAGUGAUGACAAGAAGAAGGAAGAGUUUGCGAUUCCCAGCCCGACCUACUCUCCCAGUCCGUCGGUCAUCUACUCGGCCGUCAGCAAGAGCCCGAAGAGCCGGCUCACGCCACACACCA